Molecule: messenger RNA, 339 nt
Organism: Monoraphidium neglectum
Lineage: Eukaryota; Viridiplantae; Chlorophyta; Chlorophyceae; Sphaeropleales; Selenastraceae
Product: sodium/potassium-transporting ATPase subunit alpha
Exons: 5
Coding region: 1-339 (112 amino acids)
Biological process (GO): intracellular potassium ion homeostasis; proton transmembrane transport; intracellular sodium ion homeostasis
Cellular component (GO): membrane
Molecular function (GO): ATP binding; P-type sodium:potassium-exchanging transporter activity; ATP hydrolysis activity
Source: RefSeq, a predicted model, not a curated record
AUGUCUGACGAGCGCGUUGGGGCCGCCGUCGUCACCGGCGCCCAGAUCAGGGAGAUCAAGACCGAGGAGGAGUGGGACGACAUCCUCUGCAAGCCUGAGAUCGUGUUUGCGCGCACCAGCCCCCAGCAGAAGCUGCAGAUCGUGGAGAACCUGCAGCGCCUCGGAGAGGUGGUGGCUGUGACGGGUGAUGGCGUGAACGACGCGCCGGCACUCAAGAAGGCUCAGAUCGGUGUUGCCAUGGGCAAGGGCGGCUCGGACCGCUCCGUCCGCGCCGCCCCCGUGCUUUGCUCUUUGGAUUUGUGUCAGAUGUGGCUCGUGAGGCGGCAGACAUCGUUCUGA